Corvus hawaiiensis (hawaiian crow) is the source of this 2430-nucleotide messenger RNA. RefSeq names its product centromere protein T (gene CENPT). The transcript has 13 exons. Gene Ontology annotation, biological process: chromosome segregation; kinetochore assembly; mitotic cell cycle. The coding region runs from base 1 to 2154 and encodes 717 amino acids. Gene Ontology annotation, molecular function: DNA binding; protein heterodimerization activity. Gene Ontology annotation, cellular component: kinetochore. The record is from RefSeq and is a predicted model, not a curated record. NCBI's taxonomy places the organism in Eukaryota, Metazoa, Chordata, Aves, Passeriformes, Corvidae.
AUGGCCUCGCGGGGCGGGGGGACACCCGCGGCGAGCGGGGCGAGCGGCCCCGCCGAACUACAGCUCCCACAAGGCCCGCGCGGCCUCUCGCCGCCGCCGCCGCCGCCGCCCCGGAACUACGCGGACCACAAUGCACCGCGCUGCCGGCGGAACUACCCGCCCCACACUGCGCCGCGGCCCCUCCCGGCGCGCGCACGCAUCUCGCGAGAGGCGGCGGGGCGCGCGAGGUGUGCGGCCGUUAGCGGUCCCGUCAUGGCUGACGGGCGGUCCCCGGCCGGGCCCGGUCUCAGGCGCAGCGGCCGCCACAACGCGCGGGCGGCGGCCCAGACUGGAUCGAGUCUAGAAAACAAGAGUAAAUCUGUCAGAAGCACCUUGGUGAAGCAGAGACAGGCAGCGUUCCCUGAUCUCAAAAAUGGCACACCACGGCUUCUACUCAAGAGAGUCAUGCAGAACGAACCCCAAGUUUCACCUCUGGCACCUCAGAUAUCUAACCAUAAAGACAUGGAAGAAGCUCAUUCAGAAGUCCCAUCUAAGAGAGUUUCAAGCAUGGGGGAAUUGCAGCUGCCAGAUGUUGCUGCUGAGGACACAUCUGUCAGCGUAUUCCACAUGACAAAGAAGAGAAAGAAACUCAGCAUUUCUGAGUUUGAGAGAGCAGCAGAGAGACGACUUACCCAGAACCGAGCUCAGUCAACGUUGGACAGCACAAUUAUGACUCGAUCCCUUCGUAUGUCUGUGGGUUCCUUGAUGGCCCCAGACACUGUUGAGAAGAGGGGCUUGCUCCGGAGGCCAAAAACCCGCAAGGCUGUUGACAUGCAAGCUUUUGAAGGCAGAGUAGAACAGAACCUGCUGAAGAGCAAAGAACAGAACUACCUUGUGGACUCACAAUCUGCGUCUGGGAUUCGAACAAGCAUCCUGACAAGUGAUGCGGAAAUGAUGAUGAAUAGCACCGAGCUCUUUGUUCAGUCCCAGCUGGAUGAACAGAGCCAGAAUAAACUUUUUGCUCUUGAACCCCAGCUGUCAGACUCAAAAACUUCAGCACAGAGGAGCCUGAUUUCUGAUGUAGAUCAAGAGAAAUCAAGGCCAGAGGGCCUGGUAUCCAGUGUGGGCACAAAUGAGGGAAGGACCCAAAGAUACUCCAAGAGCUCAAGCCUUGAUCAUGGGCAUGUUGACAGAAUGAGACAUGUAUCUACAGAAACACCUGUAAAACAGCAAGAAGAUAAGCAGGAUCAUUCCCAGCAGAGUCACCCAAUGGAACAGGUUUCUUUUCCUGAAGAGGAAGUGGUUUGCACUGCAGAAUGUGGUGCAAGUGCUGGAUAUUCUGAACAUUUGGAGAAGAAACUGGCUGAAAAAGCAGAAUUGCAGAUAACUCCAGCACAGGACAGCAGAGGUGAAACAGAAAUGGCUCCUUCAGCAGGAGAGGAACUGGCAGAAGGCAACGUUGGAGCCUACGGCUCUCCCGGAGCUGAACGUGAGAUUACCAAAGGCAUUGGAGCUGAAAGUCCGGGCAGGCACUCUCAUGCCUUUUCCUCAUUCGAUAAACCUGGGAUGACUCCAUCAGAUGAAACUGAUGAACAAGGAGAUGAACUACAGGACCAGGCUAUCAUGCUAGAGUUGGAUAAUUCAGUGGAAGAGCCUUCUGAGGAUGAAGCUGGACACCCUGCAAGUCAAGAGGUUUCCAUGAAGACUCCUGCAUUUGUCCGUGCUCCAGCCUACAACCUCCUGCUGUCAACUCCACAUGUUGCAAAACCUGCUGCUCCCAGGUCUCCCGUGCAGCUGUUGCAGCCUAAGACAGUUCCAAAGAGAUUGAAAACAUCCCAGAGGAAACCAUGUGAGCCUCAAAUGCCAAGGAGUUUGAUAAAGGAGAUAUUCAGACAUUUUGUUAAAAUGCCAGUGACCAGAGAUGCAUUCAAAAUUGUUGAAAAAUGCUCCGAGAGAUACUUCAAGCAGGUGAGCGAUGAUCUGGAAGCUUACGCCCGCCAUGCAGGGAGGAAGACAGUGGAGGUGGCUGACCUGGAAAUCCUCAUGAGAAGGCAAGGGCUGGUGACAGACAAGAUGCCAUUGAAUGUGCUGAUAGAGAACUACCUCCCUCUGGAGUACCGGAAGAUCCUGAUUCCAGUUGCUGUGAGUGGAAAUAAAGUGAUCCCCUCCAAGUGAAGGUGCAGUGAUGGCCUCUGUGGGUGAGAAGAUGGUCUGUUCCCAGGGGCUGGCUGUGGAUUGUUCCAUGUCACUGCUCCAGGUGAUGCUUUUCCACACGUAAGCAAUCAGGCAAAGACUGCUGGAUGUUCUCCUGAGUGGAGGCAGGUUGUGCUGUGGCCACCACACCACCCUGCUGGUCUCACCAGCCUUUGUCACAAGUGAUUUGACUAUCCAUAUUUUUGUAUGUUACCUUUGAAUACGUGUACAGCUCAGAUAAAUAAAAUGUUACAUGUA